AUGGGAUGGAAUUCGACAAUGCUUGUGAAAGAUCGGCUUGCAACUGAACCUGACGAAGACGAUGAGAGAAACGGAUACGUACCUGAUGCUCCCUUCACGCCGAUUGGAAUGAACAUCACUGAGUGCUUUAGCUACAUGUAUCUAGGCAAGAUGAACGACCUAGCGCCGGAGCAGAGCCGAAGGGAACGGACGGCGUGUGAGCAAGGACAGUGA
Molecule: messenger RNA, 213 nt
Organism: Haemonchus placei
Lineage: Eukaryota; Metazoa; Nematoda; Chromadorea; Rhabditida; Trichostrongylidae
Source: the annotation of a GenBank genome assembly